GGCGGAAGCUGCCGGGGUAGUGUGUGUGCCACACGAGGAGGGCCGCGGAGACUGCGGCCAUGGCUUCUCUGCUCGCCAAGGACGCCUACCUGCAGGGCCUGGCCAGGAAAAUCUGCUGCCAGCCCAGCCCGGAGCCGCAGAAACGCAAGUCCGCCAGCAAAACUCAAGGCUCAGAAGCUGCUGGACCCCCAAAAAAGAAGAGGAAGAAAGCGCAGAAGAAAUCCCGGGAGCGGGAAAAGGCUGUGGAGCUGAAGACCCAGGCUCCAGGGGAAAAGUCUCCAGCAUCUUCCAGGGCCAAAAAGCCAGCAGUACCUGAGGAAGGAGAGGUCUUCAGCUCCAUGGGAUCUCCAGCAGAUGGGGAUGUGGAGCAGGGCCAGCUGAGAUCAGAUACCCUGGUCACAGAACUUGACUCUCUCUUUGCCCUGGAUGUUGUGAGGCAGCGGCUACAUGAAAAAAUGCGGGAGGCCCGGGGCCAGGGACACAACACGGAGCUGUCUCCCGCCGCUUUGGAGAAGAGAAGGCGGCGAAAGCAGGAGCGGGACCGGAAAAAGAGGAAAAGAAGGGAGUUGAGGGCAAAGGAGAAGGUGGCAAAGGCUGCGGAGGCUGUCAAGCCGCCCCAUGAGCAACCCCACGAGCAGCCCCACGAGGAGGUGCAGCCGGGGCUGCUCUUCAAUAAGGUGGAGGUGACCGAGGAGCAAGCAGCCAGCAAGGCCCAGCGCCGGAAGGAGAAGAGGCAGAAGCUGAAGGGGAAGCUGGCGCCGCUGACGGGCAGGAACUACCGGCAGCUGCUGGAGCGCCUGCAGGCGCGGCAGGCUCGGCUGGAGGAGCUGCGGGACCAGGACGAGGGGAAGGCGCGGGAGCUGGAGAGCAAGAUGCAGUGGACCAACCUGCUGUACAAGGCCGAGGGCGUGCGCAUCCGUGAUGACGAGCACUUGCUGCAGGAGGCCCUGAAGCGCAAGGAGAAGCGGCGUGAGCAGCGGAAGCGCAGGUGGGAGAAGCGCACGGCCCACGUGGUCGAGAAGAUGCAGCAGCGGCAGGACAAGCGGCGGCAGAACCUGCGCAAGAAGAAGGCGGCCCGGGCCGAGCGGCGCCUGGACAAGGCCCGCAAGAAGGGCCGGAUCCUGCCCCAGGACCUGGAGCGGGCCGGCCUGGCGUGAGGGCCUGCAGCCCGGGCGUCCCCCUCCCUGACCUGGGCCUGCACUCCUACCUCGUGUGACCGCGGCCACAAGCUCGGUCUGUGCGGUCUCGGCUCCUCGGAACCCGGGGCGGGCGGUGCUCUGCGGGCUGACCCUGCAAGCUGGUUGUGAGGGCUCCGCUCCCAUGUGAGAAAGAAAAGGAGUGCUGUUGAGAACAGAGACCUAGAUCCUUCAGAGCCUGGAAAGAGGUGACUGGGUCCAGGUUCCAGCCUUCUCUUGGAAGGCUGCAAAGCUCCCCAGAAGUUCGCAGGGUGAGGGAGGCGUGGAGGGCGUGAGGGUUCUGGUGGGGGCACGUCACUGGCUCUUUCUUCCCCUCCCGGGUUGACAGGAGCCAGGAAAGAAUGGCCUUUGGGACUGUCCACAUCAGCCGAAAACUCACCUGGAAGGAAGGAAGCUCAAAACUGCUGUAGCCCAAGUCCAAGGUGGCAUUGGCCUCAGGUGACUGGCAGAGGGUGGAACCAACCUUGGGUGCGACUGGGAGGGAGUUAACCUGAGUUGAUUUGUAAGAGGAGCAAAAAUUAGUCCUUAAGGUAAACACGCACCUGAAAAGAGUUAAGAUGCCUGCUGGGGUCUGCCUGGGGGGCUCAGUGGUUCAAGGGUGCCUGACUCUUGGUUUUGGCUCAGAUCCUAAUCUCAGGGUCCGCUGAUCAGCCCCACGUCAGGCUCUGCCCUCAGCAUGGAGUCUGCUUGAAAUUCUGUCUUGCUCUCCCUCUGCUCUUCCCGCUCCUGCUGUUUUUCUAAAAUCUUCAGUGGAAAAAAAUAGAUGCGGGCUGGAAGUUCAGCACAGUGUGCGCCAUGCCGGGAGGAAGGGGGAGACGGGGGGUGGCGCUGGAGGACGUCAGUCCAGGAGAAGGCAGGAGACAAGGAAGGCUAGAAGCUACGACUCGGCGAGGCGAUGGAAGAUGGCCAGGGAGGCGGUGGCAUUCCCCGCACACCUGUGGGCAGGCGGAACCGCUGCAGAUGCACAGGAACCCCGGGGGGGGGGGGGUGGAUUUCAUGGCUCCUGAGUAAUGUUUCAGUAAAGCCGUCAAUAACUCUUUUGACUGAGCUCCAGUUAAGAAACACUGUAACAAAGGCUGGUGUGGCUGUACUGGGCAGAGCGGACCAGAGGAUAAACAGCGCUGUGGAGGGUAAGGUAGGUCACGGCGGGGUGGAGGGGCUCCGCGCCCCCGGCAGGCAGAGCGAUUCUGACGCCCCCAGUGAUGGAGCUGCAAGUCUCCCAGGGGAAAUCCGCUCACAGACAAAAGCGGAGGAUUUCUGGUGCCUCUCUUAGGCCUAGAAACACCCGGCAGAAGUCCGGUGGAUACGGAAGGUCUAGAUGAGGCUUGAUGAGCUUGAUCUAAGGACACAGAGCGGUGUGAGUGGGAACAAGGUGCGGACUCCACCCACAUCUGGAGCAGCAACGAGAACUGACGGCCUGGUCCAUGAAGCAAGUUCUCUGUUUCAAGGAAUCGACGUCCUACCAGGCGUGUUGUCUGGCCGCGGCAUGAUUUAGUUGUUAAAGUUAAGACGUGAUUGUAGAAGUUUCGUGUUCAGAAGUUUAAAAACGUACUUCUGAGUUACCUGUGUGUCAUUGUGGGAGAUGGAACCUAUCGCCAAGUGUCAACACUGAAAAUGCCCUGAUGCACCUUCUCGGCCUCCCAGGCCUGGCCGUCACCCCCUCCCUGGCCCAGAGCUUCGGGGCUGCCGGUGUGCGGGACAGGGCGGCACAUGACGUGCUCUGGGGCGGGUGACAACACAAGCAGCUCAUCCAGGGACAUCAGUGGGCGAUAGCACAUGGACAGUAGAAGAGCACAGAGUGGGUCGGGGAGGCCUGACAGACGCUCGGAUGCUCUGGGCCUCAGGUGGGGAAGAGCCGAGUGCAGCAUCGUGGGAGAAAACCUCUGGGGCCGAAUGUCAGGAACGUUUCCAGAACCAAAUGGUGGCAGUCCCCAGUUUCAAAGGUACCCCCAGCUCGGGCGGAGGGAAGCGGAUGAAGAUUGCCCUAACCAGAACCCCUCCUGCACAGGAACUGGGGUUCCAACAUCCCAAAGGUCGUGGUAGUAGGAAAAGUAAUAAGGGAAAGCUCACUAAAACAGAAUCAAGAGACCAGAAAGAGGAGCUCUCGUGCACUCUGUCACCCGGAGUCAGUCGCAGAAAGAACUGUCACACACCCCAGCAGAAGGAUCCUCCACAGGAGGGAAUCAUGUCUACAGACCCGACAGAAGGAUGGACGCUUCAUCUCCUGUGAGAAAACCACUACUCCAGCAACUCAGCCAGUGGGAAACUGCCCUCACGCUGAACUCCUGCUUUUGUCCAGUGGACUUCGGUUCAGGACAGCCCCUUCUAACUUUCUCCUCCUAAAAUAACACUUCUUUCUUUCUUUGAGUUGUCUGUGGUUUUACUGUAGCUUGCAUGUCCCAAAUUGCAAUUCUCUGCUAUUCCCGAAUAAACCCAUUUUGUUGGUAAAGUACCGGCGGCUUUAAGGUCAACGGUGGUCUCCUUUUGGCCCUGGCUCUUUGGGUGGGGCUCGGAGGAAGGAUCACAGCGAGCCUUCUUCGUGUCUGGGGCCCCAGGACUCGAACUAAUGCAUGUUUAGAAGUUCAGUGAGGGGCUGUGACCAAUCAGGUAGCUCAAGUGAGGCUUCUGUUUACCAGACCUGGGGGUGGGGGGCAGAGGGGUCUCCAGACCCCGGUGGGUCGUCUCAUCCAUUUCACUGCAGUAGUCUGGGAGAAAGUCACAGGAAGCUUGCAUACAUGACCUGUGGAAAUAACACUCUGCUGCGUGUUCUCUGUGCUUGGGUUAGAAAACAAGAAAAAACAAGUUAGACAUCCCCAUUCAAUAAGGAAAAGGAGUAAAAUAAGGGAAGCAGAGAAAAGGACUUGGUACGGAAAAGAGGAGAUACGAAUUACACAGUAUUAAGUCUAUAAACUAUUAACAAAGGAAGAGGGAAGGAAGAAAGGAAUGCUGCUAUGCCUAAUUCCCUGCAAAUAGAUUUGAAAAUCUGAACAAAAGAGAUCAUUUCCUAGGAAAUAUAAUUUAGAAAAGGUGAUUUUUGGGAGAGAGAGAAGGUUAAAGCAGACUGCUUUUCAUAAAGGAAAUGGAGAAAAUUUCCAGAGAGUUAACCCUGCCACAAAAUGAGUCAUAAGGAUGAGAUAAAACGAGGUCCAAAGUUUUACAGAAUCCUACCCAAAAGUUUAGAGAACAGAUUGUUUUAAUUCUAUUUAAACUGUUCAGAAAGUAUAAAAAGUAUUGCUUCUAAAACACUUGUAUUAGUUGACCAUAACUUUGGUAGCGAAAUGCAACAAAGAGCACAAAAGGGAAGAGUACGGAGGGGCGGCACUUUGGGUCUGGCAGGGCCUGCUGCAGAGGAGGCGCCUCCCGAGUCUCCCCCGGGGGUGGAACAGGGCCUGCCACGUGACAGGCCACACCGACAGUCACUGAGUACGUGUACGUUUAUGCACCAGCUCCUGCUGGGGGCACAACGCCAAGAUGUUUUAUCUUUGCCCCUGGUCCCUGUGUUCUAGAGGGUACGCAAAGCACCAUUCAGUGGUGUGGGGAGGGCUCCUGUGGGGCAGUGCCCGGUGCAUUAAAGGGGAACUGAGGCGUGGCUCCUGCCACGGGCUUGUGGUGCUAGGGGAAGACCCCCAGGGGAGCAGUGUGCACGCUUCUCCCUCUCCCUCUGCCCCUCCCCCUACCUGUGCUCUCUCUUGCUUGUUCUCUCUCUCUUGAAUAAAUACAAUCCUUAAAAAAGUAACUGAAAAUUGUUAGGAUAAAAUUCAUAGAACAUAAAACGACGUUUUAAAGCACCCGAUUUAGAGGCUCUAGUGCACUCACGCUGUUGUGCAGCGCCAUCCUUCUCUUGCUUCAGAACAUUCCGCUCACUCCCAAAGGACCCUGAGCCCGUUGAGCAGUAACUCCCUCUCGCCCCAGCACCCACCAACCUACGUUCUCCAGUUACCUACGCUGAACAUUCAUAGAAGCGGAAACACAGAAUAUUGGCCUUUGGUCUCAUUUCUUUCCCUGAGCAGUUUCUUGAGAUUCCUUCCCUGUAACAUUUAUUAGGAUGUCAUUCCUUUUUAUGGCUGAAUCAUACUGUUGUGUGGACAGACCACGUUUUGUUUGUUGAUGGACUUUCGGGCUACUUCUACCUGUCCGCUGUUGAGGACCUGCUGCUGUGAAUGUGUGUGCACGUGGACUUGUUUCAGGAUCUGUUCUCAGUCCCUUCAGGUCUGUGCCCAGGAGUGGAAUUGCUGGGUCCGGCAGUAAUUCUGUAAAAUGGGGGAACCACCAAAAGGUUUUCCACAGUAGCUGCACCAUUUUCCAUUCCCACCAGCAAAUAUGAGGCUCCAAUGUCUCCAGUCCUCACCAACAUUUCUGAUUUUCCCUACUUUUGCUUAUAGCCCUUUCCAGUGGGUGUGAAGGGUUAGCUCACGCUUGCAUUUGCUUGAUGACUAAUGGUGUUGAGCAGCUUUAUGAGAGCAUUUUGGCUAUUUGUGGUCCUCUGAGAGAUGUCUGUUGAAGUCCUUUUCCAUUUUUCAAUUGGAUGUCGUUUCUUGAGAUGUAAGAGUUCUUUACACAUUCUGGAUAUUAGGCCCUUAUCAGAUGUGAUUUGCAAGUAUUUUAAAAUAUUUUUUAUGUUAUAUAAAUAUUAAAAUAACCUUUUAUCUUUUUAAAAAUUAAAAUUCAAUUAGCAUGCAUAUAGUACAUCAUUAGUUUCCGAC
Molecule: messenger RNA, 5899 nt
Organism: Zalophus californianus (California sea lion)
Lineage: Eukaryota; Metazoa; Chordata; Mammalia; Carnivora; Otariidae
Gene: SURF6
Product: surfeit 6
Exons: 5
Coding region: 60-1157 (365 amino acids)
Biological process (GO): ribosomal large subunit biogenesis; ribosomal small subunit biogenesis
Cellular component (GO): nucleolus
Molecular function (GO): RNA binding; DNA binding
Source: RefSeq, a predicted model, not a curated record